AAAAAAAAAAAAAAAAUCCCACAGCUAGAAAACCUCUAUAUUUUGUCUUCAGAUUAAAUAAUAAUAAAAUUAAUUUAAAACAAAAUAUUACAACACAAGCAUGGAUUGUGUUAGCACAAAAGUGUAGGCACAAAGAGAUAAGAGUACUCUGUGUGUAUGUGGGUGUAUGUGUGUGUGUGUGUGUGUGUGUGUGUGUGUGUCUGUGUGUGCGCUAAACAGAGGUAUGUGUGUGUGUGUGUGUGUGUGUGUGUGUGUGUGUGGGCUUUCACAAAUGGUUUCUUCCCCUUAGUUCUCCUUUCAAUGCGUGAAGCGUCUGACAUCAGUGGAGUUUCCCUCAUGUCUACCCGCAUCUCUCGGCUUUAAAAGCAGACGAGCAAACGAGAGUACCAUUAACGAUCACGAAAGACAGACACGAAGAUCGAAUUCAACUCCAAGUCAGAUAUCCGAACUGAAUAUCAUCUGCAGGAGCUGCAAUCAGAAAGGCUAGAUUUCUCCUGAAGGACUAACUACUAAACGACUCAGAGAUGGCCAGUGACAGUCAGGUUGUAUUGGAUGUGGACGGACCCCGGGUGACGAUCGUACGAGAGAAGGCCUCGUGGUCUGCUUCAGGAGUCUGGAGAACGUGUGGAGUCCUUCUCGCCAUGGCUCUCUGCGCUGCCGCUGCUGUGUGCUUUACUCAAAACAAGACGCAAGACAAACCAGACGAAACCCAAGAAAUCAAGCACUCUCUCAGGCAGAUUUCCCAGACUGCAAAGGCUGCGAUCCAUCUCUCAGGUCACUACAACCCGCAGGUUUCGAACGAAUCUAUGCAGUGGUUCGACAACGCAGACCAGUCCUUCUCUUCAGGCUUAAAACUGGAGGACAACGAGAUCAAGAUUCUCCACAACGGCCUCUACUUCGUCUACAGCCAGGCCUCGUACCGUCUGCUCUGUAAAGCCGAAAGCGACGAGACCGAGGGCGAGGUGAUGCACAUGAGCCACGCCGUGUAUCGCUGGUCUGACUCUUACAGCUCAUGGAAGCCGUUGCUGAGCGCCACGAGAUCGGCCUGCAGGAAAACAACCGAAGAGUACCAGAAAUACUGGUACGGCGCCGUCUACCUCGGGGCCGCGUUCAACCUGGAGGCCGGAGACCGACUGCGCACCGUCAUGGACGGGAAGCUGCUGUCCAAAGUGGAGAGCGCCGGCGGGAAAACCUUCUUCGGAACGUUCUCCUUAUAAAGAUCUAAAAGGUUGUCAUUUUGGAAGUUUUGCAAGGCAGAGCCUGACUGAAGAAUUGUCGUUUUACAUUAAAACAUACACGCAAACGAGUUAAGAGAGACCAACGCUUCAGUUCGUUUCGAUCACUUCAACUCAAAUCUUCUGAUCGAAGAGAUUCUUACCGUAGCAGAUCAAACUGACAAUAAUUAAAGAUGAAAUGCAUAUUUAUUUAUUACAAAUGUAUUUAUUUACUUAUUUAUUAUAUAUUUAUUGUGUGUGUGUUGUUUUUUUUUUUUUUUUUAAUAUUCAAGCUGUGUAACUUGAAAAAAAACAAACAAUAAAACUGAAAAAAGAAUCAAUCCUUUGUGUUGUCUUGGAAUUUUACUGACUUGUUUUUGGUUGAAACGACGGGAAGAUUUCUGAAAUCCUUACAAUUCUUACUACUAUUUAUUACGUGCGUUGUUUUUUUUUUAAAAAAAUGAUAUGUUAUUAUGUCACAUACUAAGUUUCUCGCAAAACAUUUGAUGCCAGGAUUUCAUUCUGCAAAGUUCAGUUUAAACACUGACAACUAAAGAGAUCAACAAAACAGACUUCAUGUAAAAAAACUGGAAAGACUUUUCCUGGUUACACAGCUGAACUAAUAGACCAUGUAGUAUUAUAUAUUCGUAGAAGGGAGUUAUUUAUUCAAACUUGCACUAUCUGGUGUUACCCAGACGAGGAUGGGUUCCCUUUAGAGUCCCUCAUCUACGGGAGGUUUUCCUUGCCACCAUUGCCUCUGGCCUGCUCAUUAGGGACACAUUUAAAGUAUUUCUGUGAAGCUGCUUUGGGUCAAAUGUCCAUUGUUAAAAGCGCUAUACAAGUAAAACUGAACUGAGUUGAAUUGAAGUAGAUUUAUAUCAUUACAUAAGGAAUGAAUAAGUUUUCAUUUCUGAUCUAAUGCAAUCAAUCAAGCAAAACAAAAAAAACAAACAACAACAAAAAAAAAACAUACUAGAUUUUUGAAAAGUUCAACCUAAAGACCUAAUCUUGAAAGGUUCUUUAGUUUGUCACAAACAAUCCUUUAACGAUCCCUAAAGGACCCUUUUGUCUAAGGGUUAUGUUAUCUGUCAUUAUCAACAUAAAACGUAGAACAUAACAUAACAUAAUUUACAU
This is a messenger RNA of Ictalurus furcatus (blue catfish), 2348 nucleotides long. RefSeq names its product tumor necrosis factor a (TNF superfamily, member 2) (gene tnfa). The transcript has 4 exons. The coding region runs from base 525 to 1217 and encodes 230 amino acids. The record is from RefSeq and is a predicted model, not a curated record. Gene Ontology annotation, cellular component: membrane. Gene Ontology annotation, molecular function: tumor necrosis factor receptor binding. Lineage: Eukaryota; Metazoa; Chordata; Actinopteri; Siluriformes; Ictaluridae. Gene Ontology annotation, biological process: immune response.